Messenger RNA from Mercenaria mercenaria, 2394 nucleotides. RefSeq lists its product as uncharacterized. The record is from RefSeq and is a predicted model, not a curated record. NCBI's taxonomy places the organism in Eukaryota, Metazoa, Mollusca, Bivalvia, Venerida, Veneridae. The transcript is spliced from 5 exons. The coding region runs from base 166 to 516 and encodes 116 amino acids.
UUGUCUGUCACGGUAUUGACUGUUGUCAGUGCAAACUGAUUAAUUAUUGAAAGUUCUGGAUUCUUUUCAUUACCUGUGUACUUACUGUGCUUAGAGUUGAUUAUAGGAAAUCUGCCAAGUUUAUAAUUUUAUGAUCACAUCAAAUUACUAGUAUAAUCCAGCAUAAUGGCUGCAUCUGGCAUUGCUGAACAUAAUGAGGCAAGGAGGAAGGAGAGAACCAUGCAGAAACGGGCAUUCACACAGAAACUCAUGAUGUCCCAGCUGCAGGAAGAAUUUGGUGACAAUCCUGAUCUUGUUGGAGCAUAUACAUUGGAAGCGAACAAAGAUACUUACACUGCAGAAGUGAACCAGACAAGAAGAUCGGGGUCUCCACCUGGCUAUGCAGGGAGUGCAAGACAUGAUGCUGCUUUUGUUGAUCAAAUGAGAAGAGAUCAGUUGAGACAACAACAGUUAGUUGAAUAUUCUGCUAAGAUUCCACGCCGGUUUUCAUCAAAAGAUUAUGUGGCACAGUGGUGACAGUCUGCAACCAGUAUACCUAGAGACCCUGCCCAAAUGAUUCAAAAGGACUUUGCUACUAUUAUGUGUUUCAAUCUUUUUUAACUUUAUACCCCCUUUUCUGAUUCAGAUAUAAAUUAUGUACACUAAAUUAUAAUUCUUUUGACCUAUGAAUGUUUUGGUAAACUGUUACCCUUUUGAUGUAUGAACUAUUUCUUAUUAAAAAAACAACAGAAAGCAAUUUUUUUGUGAUUAAAUGGAGAUGUUGCUGUUUUCAAAUUAUUGUUGCUAUUGAUAAGAUAUGAGUCAUGCCAGUGAGCAAUGCCAAGGAAAAAGAUGUGUUAAUAUGAUGCUAGUUUACCUUAAUGUUUUAAAAGUUUCAAUUUCUGUGUCAAGGCACUUUCUUAUUAAUGUUGCUAAGAGAUAAACAAGAAACGUUUUUUUUUGUUUUUUUUUUCUAAUACAAACUUCUUGGUAAUGUUUGCAACAUUAUGUAUUUUUUCGCAUGACAUCAUUUUAACAAAGGGUACCUUUUCUCUUGGAUUGGGUCAUAUGUUGUUCAAGACUUGUAUCUCUCAUUUACCUACUAGAAUUGCUGAAAGAGCAAAGUCAGUAUUUUAUCUAUGUACUAUGUUCACUUUGUGAUAACGUUUUUUCACUGUGAUAGAAAAGUAGACUUGUUGUAAAGAUAUUUCUGACCAGGCCACUUAAUCUUACACCAAGUCUGCCGUACAGGCAUUGCUCAUUGUUAUAUAUUUUUAUUGUAAAGUUAAGAAUUUUAGAUAUGCUUUCAAGGGCUAAUAGAUGCACUAAUGUUAUAUAAAUAGCCUUUUUGGUACUUCUUGUAUCAUUUUUAGGGACUUUUUACGAGUUUUGAAUAGAAUCGCCAGGACGCCACCUAGAUUUUUAUACUUUAAAUUUUAAUGGUUCAGCUUGAUGUUUUCAAUGAUAAAAAUAAUCAGAUUUGAAAAAUAAAUUUUGGUUUGGAACAGGAGCUAGUUUUAUAUUGUUUUUGCAUUUAUAAAACAAAUUUAAUUGCCAGUCUUACCUGGAUUAUCUGAAAAUAGUCUUGUGAAAGAGAACACAUACACAAGUGUGAACUUUGUCCAAAGAUAAAAUAUCACACCUUUGUCAGAAGAAACCUUAAAAUUUUGGUGUUUUAAAUGUCAUUUUACAUUUUAUAACAUUGUGAUGCCAACAUUGUUCACAGUAUGGUGUGCCAUGGAACAUAGUUGGGUUCACACAUUUUGUACAUUAGAUUUGCAUUUAAAAUUGGUUUAAACUUUAAAACUUAAAGCCAUAUUGCGCUAGUGGUGUUUUGAGCAGACUUUAAUAUGCAUUUUUUUCAAGGCAAAAUGAUAAACAGUUUACUGUUGUUUGUAUCACACAUUUUCGACACAUAAAAUUUUUAAGGAAAACAUUGAAAAAAAAAAAAAGUUUCAGUCACAUACGUUUGCAACAAAGAAAUUCUUUAUUUGCGACAUAUUUUACAGCUUCUAAAAUUAAUUGUUACCUAUUUGCAGCUUAAUAUAGAUUUAAGUCUUUCAGAUAGCAUAACACAUUUUGUUUAUAUUACAUAGUAACAGUAUUAUAUUUUAUUUGUUUUUUUCCAUUAUAUAUUUUCUUUUAUUAUGAAUUUUUUAUGUUGUGUGUCUCUUUAUUCACUCAUAUAUUCAUGUUUGUAAGGUGAACUUAACUGCAGUUAGUCCAUAAAAACUGCUGAUUGGAAAAUAUAUGGUCACAAAAUUGUGUGAAAAUGAAUCGAAUAUCUAAUUUAACAAAUUUACAAAGAAUAAAAAUGGCAGUUGGGUUUCCUUUCAUAUAAUCACUCUUGCUACAAAGCAAUUUUGUCAGAACUUCAUACAUGUAUUGUGCUGUGAAUAAAAAGUUGUUAAAAUA